AUGGCUAUGAUCAAGUUUCUCUACAGAAGAGAGUACUUUCCUACCAAAGACGCACUUGACAGUCCCCUCGAGUUUCUCGCCUCCGUCUACGAAGUUGCCGAUAAGUACCUGGUCCACCAACUCAAAAAGGACUCCCUCGAGCACUUCAGAUCCAUUCUGAAGGAGAACUGGGACGCAGACGAAUUCCUCCGUGUUAUCCCAUUCGUCUAUCAAAGCAGCCCCCAGACAGACCGUGGACUCCGGGACCUGAUGGUCCACGCAGCUUGUGCUCGUACUGAGGAGCUUACGAAGAGCGAGGGAUACCAAAAGCUUGACACGGUCGAGUUCACUAGAGAUGUGAUCUCGAGGAUUGGCGGAUACCACCACGCCAAAGUAUGCCUAAGCUGUGGGCUGUUCUUUGAAAAGGACGCCCAAGCCGAUACUUGCCAUCAAUGCAGCAUUGAGCUGUAUUUUAUUGAUGUUCAUAAAGCGUGA
Penicillium cosmopolitanum is the source of this 474-nucleotide messenger RNA. RefSeq lists its product as uncharacterized. The transcript has a single exon. NCBI's taxonomy places the organism in Eukaryota, Fungi, Ascomycota, Eurotiomycetes, Eurotiales, Aspergillaceae. Bases 1 to 474 code for a protein of 157 amino acids. The record is from RefSeq and is a predicted model, not a curated record.